Marmota monax (woodchuck) is the source of this 2475-nucleotide messenger RNA. RefSeq names its product elongin BC and polycomb repressive complex 2 associated protein (gene Epop). The record is from RefSeq and is a predicted model, not a curated record. The transcript has a single exon. The coding region runs from base 438 to 1577 and encodes 379 amino acids. NCBI's taxonomy places the organism in Eukaryota, Metazoa, Chordata, Mammalia, Rodentia, Sciuridae. Gene Ontology annotation, biological process: neuron fate commitment.
GCCAGCGGGGAAGAAAGAAGCCGAGCGGGCGGAAGGCGCCCUCCCCGCCGCCUGGGCCCGGGCACCGGGUGCCGGGCCGGGGUCCUUCCCGCCUCCGGCGACCGUCGGCCGCUUUGUUUUCCCCGCCUCAGCGCUUCGGGCGACUUGGGAGGGCUCUCGCCCGGGCUGCGCAGAGAACGCUGCGGCAGGAAGGGCGGCUGGCCGCGCCGGGACUCGCAGGGACCCAGGAGUCCGGCCGCCGGGAGGGCCGCGUGACGAGAUCGAGGAGGGAGCCAGAGCGCCGCGGGCCGGGGUAGCGGGCUCCGGGCGCCCGUGAGCACAGACCUCCCCGUCGAGGGGGGGGCGAUGUUCCCCUCCCCCGUGGGCUCUUCGGGCAGCCAGGGCAUCCGGCCACUGGGACCAGGGCCCCCUCAGUGGGCACCCCCUCAGGCUGCUCCAUGGAGACUCUGUGUCCCCCUCCCCGCCUGGCAGUGCCGGCGUCCCCGCGAGGGUCGCCCUGCUCCCCUACACCCCGGAAGCCGCGUCGGGGGACACAGGAGUUCUCUCCGCUGUGCUUGCGUGCCCUUGCCUUCUGCGCCCUUGCCAAACCCCGGGCGUCCUCUCUGGGCCUGGGGCCUGGAGAGCUGGCGCCACGGGCCCCGGUGCUGCGGGGCCCUCGAGCCUCCCUGUGCACCGGCGGCUGGGCCCCGGAUGGUCUGAAGUACCUCGGGGCACAGGCCGGGCAGUUCAGCGAUCCAAAAUACCCUGCGGGCGAGGAUGCCGGUGUCGCGGUGUGCCCGGGCGGCGGAGAGGAGGAAGAGGGAGGAGGCAGCUUCCCGCACUUCGGCGCUCGCUCCGACGCACCUCCGGGCCGCUGCCCGGAUCCCCGGCGUCCUCGGGAAUCUUCGACCAGCUCCGCCUCGGCUCCGCCUGGGCCAGACCAGGAUCUCGAGUCCCAGCCUGAUCCAGCCGCCUGCCCGCCUCAGGAUCCUGGCUCCCGGCCUCCGCCGCCACCUGCGGGCCUCUCCACCGAGCCCGCAUGUCCCGGGGCGGCUCCCGAGCCAUCCCUGCAAGGCCAGGAGGCUGCAGUGGAUGGAAACCUCCCGCUGGCGGCCCCCGAGGCAUCAGCGGUUAGUUCCUCGACGGCCAGCGCAGCUCCGGCCGCGCCGGGCGAUCUCCGCCAGGAACAUUUCGAUCGUCUGAUCCGCCGGUCGAAACUUUGGUGUUAUGCGAAGGGCUUCGCCCUGGACACUCCGAGUUUGCGCCGGGGUCCCGAGCGGCCGCCAGCGAAAGGGUCGGCCCGGGGAGCAGCCAAGAAACGCCGGCGGCCACCUCCGCCCCAGCGGAGCGCGCAGCCCCGCCGCCCUGCACCGACACUCCCCACCAAAAGCACCUUCAGCCUUCUGGACGCCUUUCCCUGCCCUCCGGCCCUGGUGGUGCGGGAGGACGGAGACUUAGGGCCUGCAUCUUCGCUUCGCCUACAAGGAGACGCUAAGCCCCCUCCUGCCCACCCCUUAUGGAGGUGGCAGAUAGGGGGACCCGCCGUUCCUGAGCCCCCUAGCCUCAAAUUCUGGGGGGUCAACCUGGAAGAACUCUAAGCGUGGGAUUUGUUCUGCCAAGUUUGGGAAAUUGGGGCUACUGCCAAACCGCGGGCUUGAGGAGACCGCCUCAUUUCCCACAUUUGCCUGUUCCCUUCCUUUAGGUGUUUUGGGCUGUGGGCAGAGAGACCUCAAAUGACAGUGAGCUUUAAGCACCUAAGAGGUCGGAGUGAGGUUCCCUCCAACUCAUCUUUGCCGAGGAACCGAGGGCUGGAGUCGGGAGAAGGCUUGACCCCUUAAGGCUGAAUGACACAGAUUCCAAUCCCUCCUCCACCUCGGUCUCAGGGGCCGGGCCUUCACACCCCAGGGGGGAGAGAAGGAGGCUGGCUCUGGACUGGGGAAAAAAAAGGGGGUGGUGGGGGAGACUUUGGUGAUGGACAAACCGGUUGUUUCUGCGUUGGAGGGCUAGCCUGGGGGUGUGGGGGCUGUGGUAGGGGUGGGAAGGUGAUUGGCAGCGCCCCGGGGGCAUCCCCACCCCCAUCGCCCAGGCCUUUAACCCUUCACUCCCUACCGGCCUUCCCAAGCCUUCUUAGCACCACCAGAUCUGUGAUAGGGAAAGGGGGGCAAAUCACCUCCUUCCUGUUUCCUUCCUAGGGUCCCCUAAGUUGGAGUGACCCCUUAAUUGGUGAAAUCUUCAAUAUCAGCCACCAGCCUCUUUCCCUUUUGUCCAGUUUUGGAGUUUCUUCAGAUUUCUCUUUGCUUUUUGUUCAUAAACUGAUGGUGAAAGAGCACCCCCCACCUUGGUAAAUUGGCCUUCUCCCCAAGUUGCUCUUCAUAGGAAGAGGGGCAGUGCUGAGGGACCCUGCCCCAUUGAGGAGUUUGCCUGGGGAAGGGGCUGGGGACUGUCCCAGGGAAAGUAAUGGAAGGUGGAAGAAAUCAAUAAAGUCAGACCAAACAA